AUGAAGUACCACAGAAGCAUUAGUGGAUGUUCCAAAGCCACAAUCUUCCCUGUUGCCUGUGGAAUUGCUGCUGAAAGGAAUCAGGCUCUGAGCUCCAGCGGCAGCUUGGUCACGGCAGGCAGGAUAGACAGAGAGGAGCUCUGUGACCGAGCUCCAAUGUGUGUGGCAAACCUAGAGAUUCUCCUAGAGGAUAAAGUAAAAAUCUUUGAAAUAGAAGUGGAAAUAAUCGAUAUUAAUGAUAACUCACCCACCUUUGCAACAGACCAGAGGGAAAUAAAAGUUCCUGAGAAUGAAAAUCCCGGGACAAGAUUUCCUCUCCCAGAGGCUUUCGAUCCGGAUAUAGGGAUAAAUUCGCUGCAGAGUUACCAGCUCAGUUCCAAUGCUCACUUCUCCCUGGAUGUGCAAAGCGGGGCAGAGGGGAUUAAGUACCCAGAGCUGGUGCUGGAGCACAGCCUAGACCGCGAGGAAGAAGCUCUUCAUGAACUCAUUCUCAGUGCUUUGGAUGGAGGAGACCCAGUGCGCUCUAACACUGUCAGGAUUCAUGUAACACUUAUAGAUAUCAAUGACAAUGCUCCUGUCUUUACUCAGCCUGAGUACCUUGUAAGUGUUCAUGAGAACUUGCCCAUUGGUUUCUCAGUGCUACAGGUGGCAGCCACCGACCAGGAUGAGGACAUUAAUGCAGAGAUCACCUACUCCUUUCACAAAAUGGACAAACAGGUACAACAGCUUUUCAACUUAAAUGAAAGAACAGGAAGGAUCGCCACAAAGGAUCAUCUGGAUUUUACAAUUGCUAACAAUACUGGAGAUCUUUCAUCCCAUUGCAGUCUUCAAGUCCAAAUACUUGAUGAGAAUUGUGCAUCUGAAGUGACUGUGACUUCAAACAGUGAUAGAGAUUCUGGAGAACAUGGCAACGUUUACUGCUGCAUCUCGGAAAAUACAGGGUUUCUGCUGAAGUCUUCUACACAGAACUAUCACAAGCUAGUGACAGACAGGGCUGUGGACCGAGAGGAGAUCUCUGAGUACAACAUCACCAUCACAGCCACUGACAGGGGUAAACUGUCCCUCUCCUCCAGCACAAGCAUCAUCCUGCACAUCUCAGAUGUCAAUGACAAUGCACAGGUUUUCCAGCAGGCCUCCUAUAAGGUCCAUGUAGCUGAGAACAAGCUUCCUGGGGUCUCCAUUGCUCAAGUCGGAGCCUCUGACCCUGACCUGAGAACCGAUGGGUGAGUCUCCUACUCCACGGCGGCCAGCGACAUGGAGCCUAGAGCGCUGCUGUCCUACCGGUCCCUUAGCACACAGAGCAGGGUGGUGUUCGCGCACGGAGGGGUGGUGUUCGCGCAGCACGCCUUCGACCACGAGCAGCUGCGCGCCUUCCAGCUCACGCUGCAGGCCCGCCACCACUGCUCGCCGCUCAGCGCCAACGUGAGCCUGCAAGUGCUGGUGGGAGACUGCAAUGACAACGCGCCGCAGGUGCUGUACCCCGCUCUGGGGCCCGACAGCUCAGCGCUCUUCGACAUGGUGCCGUGCGCCGCCGAGCCUGGCUACCUGGUCACCAAGGCGGUGGCUGUGGACACUGACUCGGGACAAAAUGCGUGGCUGUCCUACCACGUGCUUCAGGCCAGCGACCCUGGGCUCUUCAGCCUGGGGCUGCGCACUGGCGAGGUGCGCAUCGCUUGCGCCUUAGGCGAUAAAGACGCUGCCCGACACCGCCUGCUGGUGGCGGUGCGUGACAAAGGACAGCCUCCUCUUUUGGCCACAGCCACGUUGCAUCUCAUUUUCGCGGACAGUUGCGAGACGUCUUGCCGGACCUCAGUGAAGGGUCUGUACCCUCUGACCUCCCAGAAGGAGCUGCAGUUUUACCUGGUGGUGGCCUUGGCCUUGAUCUCUGUGCUCUUUCUCCUCGCUGUGAUUCUAGCGGUUGCUCUGCGCCUGCGCCACUCCUCCAGCCCAGCUCCAGGGAGCUGUUUGCAGCCUGGUCUAAGCUCCAACUCUGGACCCGUGGUUCCCUCUCACUACGUUGAGAGGACUUUGCCAUUUUCCUACAAUCUGUGCAUUGCCUGUUCUGCAAAGGCAGAGUUUAAUUUUCUUAAUGUGACAUUGGAAGUGGCUCCCCCUCAGGAUCUCCUGUGCGAUGCUCCUUGUGCGGUUGCAUGUGCCAGUAAUGAAGCCAAACUAGUUUUUGACUCUUCUUUUUCCUCCCACAAAAGUGUUUGCAAUCCUGUUUGAAGUUUAUGUAUUUCCUUCGCUUCUCAAUCGUGCAUGAUUAACUUUGGAAGUUUUCCAUGUUUUUAAUGAU
Octodon degus (degu) is the source of this 2296-nucleotide messenger RNA. RefSeq names its product protocadherin gamma-B2. NCBI's taxonomy places the organism in Eukaryota, Metazoa, Chordata, Mammalia, Rodentia, Octodontidae. Gene Ontology annotation, cellular component: plasma membrane. The record is from RefSeq and is a predicted model, not a curated record. Gene Ontology annotation, biological process: homophilic cell-cell adhesion. Gene Ontology annotation, molecular function: calcium ion binding.